Molecule: messenger RNA, 1196 nt
Organism: Xiphophorus couchianus (Monterrey platyfish)
Lineage: Eukaryota; Metazoa; Chordata; Actinopteri; Cyprinodontiformes; Poeciliidae
Gene: pdx1
Product: pancreatic and duodenal homeobox 1
Exons: 2
Coding region: 394-1161 (255 amino acids)
Biological process (GO): type B pancreatic cell differentiation; regulation of transcription by RNA polymerase II
Cellular component (GO): nucleus
Molecular function (GO): RNA polymerase II cis-regulatory region sequence-specific DNA binding; DNA-binding transcription factor activity, RNA polymerase II-specific
Source: RefSeq, a predicted model, not a curated record
CAAUGGAGUUUUUUUUGCGGUCACUUCUAAACUGCACGCAUGCAGGCCUAAAAUGUGUUUUUCUGUUCUGACAAUUGUCGAUGCUACAUUUUCACUCGCCCUCUUGUCUGGAGGAAAUAAAGAGGUGGCUGCAGGUGAACGUUGUUGUAUUUGCAGAGCGGCACCGAUUUACGCGCUCUGUUCAGAAUCUCCUGGAAACUGGCCGCUGUAGCUCUCCCGUUUUGUGCAAACAGUGAAACCAAUGACUUGGUGCGCCGCAGGGUCACAUGGUGUCAGAGGGACACACCUGUGCGGAGCCCGCGGGGGCCUUGCAGUUGCGCCACAGGUGCGUAAGAGCUGAAGGUCCACGCCGAGGCAGGAUCGCAGGUACGCAGCCUCGGGUCCUCUCCAACCAUGAAUCGGGAAGACCCCUUCUACCCUUCUCAGGUUUUUAAAGACUCCUGCGCCUACCAGAGAUCCCCGGGAGAUGACUACAGUCCGCCGCCCUGCCUCUACAUGAGCAGGCAGGUGCACUCCGUUUUCACGCCGCCGUCCCUGGGGACCCUGGAGCAGGCCAGCCUUCCCGACGUCGCUCCUGCUGCUUUCACCAUGCCCGGCAUGCGGGAGGAUCCGGGCGUGCCACCGCUCCACCACCCGCAGGGCCUCCAGCAGCAGCCAACACUCCAGCCUCCGGGCUAUAUAGACGCAGGAGAGCAGAACAGAUAUCACCUCCCUUUCCCCUGGAUGAAGACCACCAAAUCCCACUCGCACACCUGGAAGGGCCAAUGGACAGGGUCUUACGUGAUGACCGAGGCAGAGGAAAACAAGCGCACGCGGACCGCGUACACGCGCGCCCAGCUGCUGGAGCUCGAGAAGGAGUUCCUCUUCAACCGCUACAUCUCGAGGCCGCGGCGCGUGGAGCUGGCACUGACCCUGAGCCUCACCGAGCGCCACAUCAAAAUCUGGUUCCAGAACCGGCGCAUGAAGUGGAAGAAGGAGGAGGACCGGAGGAGGGCCAGGGGGUCUGAGCCGGACCAGGACUCUUCCAUCACCUCUGGGGAUCAGGGAGAGACUGCGGGGGCAGGGGUGUCUUCCUCGAAUGGACCUCACACCAGCACGCCCCCUGUUUCCCCACUGCAUGGCCACACGUUGUCCGCGUCGGGGUCCAGAGAACCAGCAUAGACGUGGACAGCACUCGCUCUUAAUUGGAUUAUAUA